GAGGCGUUGUAAGUCCACCCAGCUCCCCACUUGCUGUGCUCCCACUCAAUGGGAAGAGAACCAAGGUCUUGUCCAGCCAUCUGCCACAGCCUCUCAAAAGUGCUAGGAUGGAAGUCAAAGGUCAGCUGAUCAGCUCUCCCACCUUCAAUGCCUCAGCUGCCCUGUUCGGAGAGGCUGUUCCCCAGGUGAAGUCAGAGCGUCUGCGGGGCCUGCUUGACCGGCAGAGGGCCCUGCAGGAGGCCCUGAGCCUGAAACUUCAGGAGCUCCGCAAAGUGUGUCUUCAGGAGGCGGAGCUGACUGGCCAUCUGCCCCCUGAGUGCCCACUGGAGCCUGGUGAACGGCCCCAGUUGGUUCGACGGCGGCCCCCUGCAGCCCGCGCCUACCCUGCACCACAUCCCAACCCAGCACACCACUCCUUGUGCCCUGCAGAGGAGCUGGCUCUUGAGGCCCUGGAGCGUGAAGUGUCAGUGCAGCAGCAGAUUGCAGCCGCCGCCCGCCGCCUGGCACUGGCCCCUGAUCUGAGCGCCGAGCAGCGCAGGCGCCGGCGCCAGGUCCAGGCCGAUGCACUGCGGAGGCUGCAUGAGUUGGAGGAGCAGCUGGGGGAUGUCCGGGCUCGCCUCGGCCUCCCAGUGCUCACAUCACCCCAGCCACUGUCCACAGGGCCAGUUCUCACUGCCCAGGGAGUCUGCCUGGGCACGCGGCACACUCAGCUCAGCCAAGAAGACGUAGUUCUGCACUCAGAGAGCAGCUCCCUCUCAGAGUCUGGACCCAGCCAUGAUAAUGAGGAGGCCCGUGGCUGCUUCUCUCUGGCUGAGCGCCCCUCACCACCCAAGGCCUGGGACCAGCUGCGGGCAGUAUCUGGAGGGAGCCCAGAGCGGCGAACUCCAUGGAAACUACCCCCAUCAGAUCUGUAUGGGGAUCUGAAGAGCCGUCGGAACUCUGUGGCCAGCCCUACCAGCCCAACACGCUCGCUGCCCAGGAGUGCCUCCAGUUUUGAGGGGCGAAGUGUACCUGCCACCCCUGUCCUCACCCGGGGCACUGGCCCCCAGCUGUGCAAACCCGAAGGCCUCCAUUCUUGGCAGUGGUCCGGCAGCCAGGACUCCCAGAUGGGCUUCCCUCGGGCAGACCCCCCCCAGCCAGGCGCAGCUCCCACACUCGAGGAGUUUCACGGCUCCCCCUGUCUCCGGCAGAUACUACGCGGACUUCCUGUACCCCUCGGAGCUGAACGCUCGUUUAAGUGACCUGACGCUAGAGGGGGAGCAGUCCUCUAGUUCUGACCCCCAGACCCCAGGGACACUGGUCUGACCCCUUCUGAUAUGCCCCUCAGCCUGGGCAUGACUCCAGUCUGGGGAGCACACAGCUGACCUCGCUGAGCCCUGGGAUGUGGUUGCUGGCCGUCCUAGGGGGUGCCAACUUGAUCGUCCCAGGUCCCUGGAUACCCAUCGGCCCAGGAAGGUGUCUGACAUCCUUCUUCUUCUCUUACAGUAUGCUGGGGAUGGGGGACCUCAGCCAGUUUAAAAAGGGGGGGAUGCUGUCAUAGGCACUCCAAGCCCCCUUCCUCCAUUUCUGUUUACAGUUGUGAUUUAGGUAUUCACUGUCUUCCCCAACAUUAGGCAUUUUAUAAAAGGGAAACUGUGAUCUUGUCCUGGUUGGGUUCAUUCCUGUCCCUAUGCCCAGCCUGUUCCAUUCAGGAACUCCUUCCACAAAAUAGUCCAUGUAGGGUCUCUGGGUCCUGUAUGGGGCAGCCAGGAUACUCCAGCAUAAAGAGAACUCCUUGCUACCCCCCACCAGGGCAGUUCUUAGGGAAGUGGGUGCUCUACCCACAUUUGGAAGGAUUGAAGUCUGGCUGGGGUCCCUGAAGGAACCCCUGUCCCUGCCUGUGCCCACAGCCUCUGCCAUGCUCAUCUCUAAUCAGGAGGCCCCACAAGAAGGGCUGGGGGCAGAGCUAUCCAGUAUGUUGUUUCCUGGGAUGCUGCGGUGGUUGAGCCAUCCUUUACUGGAUAAUGCCAGUAAAAUCCUCAGGUGACAUCUGGCCAUGGGCCACAGGUCACGACACAUCUUCCUUGGCUUUCCUUCCAUUCACAACUUUUUAAACAAAUCCACACAGCUGUGUUUUCUAUGAUACCCGUCUGUGAUUUUCUGGAGCUGGUGGGGGGGGGCCCUCCCUACCCCCUUUAUCUGGUGUUAAACUUUUCUUUUUGUACCAGUGGGGCUGGGCCCAAGACACUACCCACGCUGGAAGGGGAUUUCUAUAAUAAAUAUGUAAACUGAA
This is a messenger RNA of Tupaia belangeri chinensis (Chinese tree shrew), 2272 nucleotides long. It is a transcript of the gene CCDC120, whose product is annotated as coiled-coil domain containing 120. Lineage: Eukaryota; Metazoa; Chordata; Mammalia; Scandentia; Tupaiidae. The record is from RefSeq and is a predicted model, not a curated record.